AUGGAAAUCGAUCCAAUUGAAGCGGAGCGCCAAUUCAAAAUUGACUUCUAUGAGUUCUACGCCCUCCUUGAACGUUGCCUAGUCUGUUUAUUAGGUGUAUGGGGAAUAGUGAUCGAUAGCUCUGCUUCAUUUAAAGAUAUGAAGGAGAAUGAUCCCAGAGUUCCAGUUCCUGCUGCUGCCGCUAGAGAGAGCAUAAUAGGCAACUCCCAUGCAUUUCACGGAUCUGGCCAUCGUUUCCACGCAAACCUCUUGGCUGCGCUAGAUCAUCCUUCGAAUCCUCUCCACGAGUCUUUAGGCAGCGGUGAUACUCGGGACUACAUCGGUGUUGCGAAAGAGUUUCGUAAUAAAUGGAAGGACGUCGAAGUCCGCCCUGAUGAAUCAUUCCAAGGAGAUGACAGAUAUGAAGAAGAGUGGGACAGAAGCAAAGUCAAACGUUACGAGAAAGUUUUGAGGGACUUGAAAUUGGAUGAGCUUCUGGGAACGGUGCUAGGUGCAUUGGAACUGGCGGGAGGAAAGGCAGAAAUCGAAAUCGAGAGGCUUGCCCUUGCCCUUGGAGAUACGGCAAAUGAUAAGAUGAGUAUUUUACGUAUGAAGGAAAGCGAUUCAGACAUGGCCGAUGCACCAUUUGAGCUUGGGUAUGAUCGCAUGGAUUAUGACUCUGAGAUGCAAUUCUGA
This is a messenger RNA of Exophiala aquamarina CBS 119918, 675 nucleotides long. RefSeq lists its product as uncharacterized. The transcript has a single exon. The coding region runs from base 1 to 675 and encodes 224 amino acids. Lineage: Eukaryota; Fungi; Ascomycota; Eurotiomycetes; Chaetothyriales; Herpotrichiellaceae. The record is from RefSeq and is a predicted model, not a curated record.